Molecule: messenger RNA, 2573 nt
Organism: Coregonus clupeaformis (lake whitefish)
Lineage: Eukaryota; Metazoa; Chordata; Actinopteri; Salmoniformes; Salmonidae
Product: aquaporin-10-like
Exons: 6
Coding region: 1064-1969 (301 amino acids)
Biological process (GO): water transport; glycerol transmembrane transport
Cellular component (GO): basolateral plasma membrane; plasma membrane
Molecular function (GO): glycerol channel activity; urea transmembrane transporter activity; water channel activity
Source: RefSeq, a predicted model, not a curated record
AAUAAAUGCACAAUUUAGGGAAUAGGGUUCCAUUUGGGAUGCAGUCACACUCACACGAGGACCUUUUUAACCCUUUUGCCUCAAUAAGCCUCACACUACUCAGAAGCGAUAUCAUUUUUUUGUAGGUCACACACAAAAUAAUGUGUGUGAUGCCAUUUCUAUGAACAGAUUAAAAAGAACUAGGCUUCUCGCAACAAUUAAAUGGUCUUUCCAGAAAACAAGCGUAACUUGUACCUUUUUGUUGUUGCAUGAGGACAAACUGAAGUAAUUUUGAAGGUUGUUGACCUGCCUUCAAUGAAAGCAUUGCUACAUGUACUCUAAAAUAUGGGUUAACUUUAAUGUGAUCUUCAUGAUGACAUAAGCUACCACAUUUUUGCUUUGCAAUAGACACACAAUCUGAUGUAUGUUUUUGCCAGAUACUUCUGUAGGUGUGGGGUUAAUGGCCUGUUAAACAACAGUCCAAGGCUUCUGAUUUUAAAAUGUAUUUGAUGUCAUACACUUAUUUAUUGAGAAGCAAUAGAGCUAGUAAAGGGGUAUGUCUGUUAAGAAAAGCAACAUGACCAUCAAUAAGAUGGUAAUCUUAUUGAUGAUGGAUGAUAUCAUCAUUUAGCUAAAUGCUCACCUCUGACCUAAUCUGUUCCAUUAUAUGGUCAGAGACUAAACUGGUUUAAUAAAAAAAAAAUGUAAUCUGCAGUUUGUUUUUGACCUUGUGCUUGGCUACAGUAGCGCAAGCAGCUUAUCUAGUAUAGUUGCAGACUUUAGUUGCUAGGUUCUCCUACUCAGUAACCUACUUAUUGUGUUCAUAGAGGGGACAUAUUGGACGGACAAGCUGAGAUACCUGGACAGAGCCUCUGCAGACAGACGGAGGCUUAAGCAGGGGAUGACAACAGGCAUACUCAGCCAGUUUAACCACAGAUGACCAGUCUACAGUUUAGAGUUAGUUGUAAGUAUUUUUGGUUUAACACAGGACUACCAGGACAGGAGACAAUCGGAGACCUAAGAGGGUGAUAUGAUAGAGAACAAUUGGGGGACUUGAUUUAGUUGGGACAGACGGCUACGAAGGAUGGAGGUACUGAAGGGAAGGCUGAGGGUGAGGAAUAUGCUGUUUAGGGAGUUAAUGGCUGAGACCUUGGCUACGUUCGUCCUUAUGAUGUUUGGCUGUGCGGCGAUGGCCCAGGUGAAGUUGAGUCGAGGGACCAAGGGCGAGUACCUCUCUGUCAAUAUGGCCUUCUCAGUGGGUGUCAUGAGUGCCAUGUACCUUGCCAGGGGCGUCUCCGGAGCCCACCUGAACCCAGCUGUCUCCCUCAGUUGCUGUGUGCUGGGGAGGCUGCCUUGGUCUAAACUGCUGCCCUACUGCCUGUCUCAGGUUCUGGGGGCCUAUAUAGCUGCUGCUGUGGUCUUCCUCAUGUACUAUGAUGCUAUUAUGGACUACAGCGGUGGCGUCCUGACUGUAUACGGCCCAAAUGAAACAGCCUCCAUCUUUGCUACCUACCCAUCCGACUACCUUUCUCUAGGGGGCAGCUUCUUUGACCAGAUGGUGGGCACAGGCAUGAUCAUGCUGUGCUUUCUACCCCUGGAUGACUGGCGGAACAAGCCUGCAUCCGCUGACCUGGUGCCCCCCCUCACUGCCGUGGUUCUCAUGGGUAUCUCCCAGUCCAUGUCCUCAAACUGUGGGGGAGGGAUCAACCCUGCCCGGGACCUGGGGCCACGCCUCUUCACCCUGACUGCAGGAUGGGGUACAGAGGUCUUCACGUGCUAUAACUACUGGUUUUGGGUCCCCAUCGUGGCCCCAAUGGUGGGGGCAGUGCUCGGCUCUGGGCUCUACCUGGUCUUCGUCCAAUGGCACUUACCAGACUCUGAGAUAAAUGAAACCAAUGACCUGCAGUUCAAGACAAUGGAUAUAAAGACUGUGAAAAAGCUGGAAAUCAUCAAAAACAACAAUGCUGUGGAGAUGGCCCACAAGGUCUAGUUGGCAUAACCUUGUCUCCAGGCUCAAUUGCUACACAGAGAGAGCCGGCUGGGUGGAUGAGAUUAUAGUUGGUGGUACAGAUGGAAGGAAAUACUAGUUUAAUCUAUUCUUAUAGCCUUUUUAUCAGAGCAAAGUAACCAUCUGUAUCUUGACAAAAUAAUUGAUACAUUAUCAAAUAGUGGUUGUACUGUUCUCUCAAAAGGUGCUCACCUGAACCAUGCAGUGUCUCUCAGCCUCUGCUUUCUGGGCAGGCAUCCUUGGACACGCCUACCUUUCUACGUCUUCUUCCAGAUACUGGGGGCCUUUAUGGCUGCUGCCACCGUAGGCCUGCAUUACUAUGGUAAGGGAAUAAGGACAAAAUGUAGUAUCAAAAUCUACAAUACUAGAAUCCAGUGGUGGAAAAAGUAAAGAUUCCUUAAUAGAAAAUUACUCAAGUAAAAGUGAAAGUCACCCAGUAAAAUAAUCCUUGAGUAAAAGUAUAAAAGAUUUUGGUUUUAAAUAUACUUAAGCAUCAAAAGUAAAUUGUAAUAGCUGAGUAUCAAAAGUAAAAGUAUAAAUCAUUUCACAUUCCUUAUUACGCAAACUAGACGGCACCAUUUUCUUG